Peromyscus leucopus (white-footed mouse) is the source of this 2587-nucleotide messenger RNA. RefSeq names its product vomeronasal type-1 receptor 4-like. Gene Ontology annotation, cellular component: membrane. Lineage: Eukaryota; Metazoa; Chordata; Mammalia; Rodentia; Cricetidae. The transcript has a single exon. Bases 617 to 1618 code for a protein of 333 amino acids. Gene Ontology annotation, biological process: G protein-coupled receptor signaling pathway. Gene Ontology annotation, molecular function: pheromone receptor activity. The record is from RefSeq and is a predicted model, not a curated record.
CAUUUUCACACUUCCCUCACUCCUCACAGUUACUCCAUAUUUCUUUACCCACCCAUGUUUGUGCUUUUUAAAUUUCUUAACACAUAAAGCAUAGCUUGUGGCACCCACAUGAUAUUGCACAUGAUAAUGGGUGUGUGACCAGCUACUAUGUCAUUGUCAACCUACUAGGGGCCACAUUUCUAAAGGGAACUCACUCCACCUUUCCUAGUAGCUAUCAGUUGUCCAUAGCAUCUUAGUUAGGGGUUACUAUUUUCUCUGGUGUCAAACAUUCUCCUUUCUUCAGCCUUUUACUAGUUGCUGGGAGCAUGGUAACCCGAAGUGUUUCUGCAACCAGGACAUUCAUCUGAAUAUAGUUUGAUCAUUAUAUCAUCUCACCAGUGCACUGUAGAUAUUAAACCUGCAAUUAACUGCAAAGUGCUUAGAAAAUGCUAAGACAUAUUAAUGGCAUAAUAAAGUUUAAUUUUUACUAAAAUGUCCCAGUUAAUUAUCUGCAAUUCAAACAAUAACAAUUCACUGAGACCUAGCAAACUACUUAAUAGAAAGACACAUUUUGACAUUAGUUAUGAAUAUAAGGUAAUAUUGUGUAUGCAGUAAAUUGUAUGGCAUACUAAGAACAAUGAAGACUCAUUUAACAGGUGUGCUCUGGACAUGUUUUGCAUCGACCCAGGACCAUGACAGAAUGAACUCCAGAGACCUGGCUGUGGGGAUCUUCUUCACAUCACAGACUACACUGGGAAUGCUGGGGAACUCAGCCUUGCUUUGUUGUUUUAUCAUUGCUGACUUCUCUGGAAUCAGGGAGAAGCCCACAGACCUGAUUAUCAAGCACCUAACCUGGGCCAACUUCAUUGUUCUCUGCAGAGGAAUCCCACAGACCAUUGCUGCUUUUAGUCAGACUUACUAUCUAGAUUAUGUUUCAUGUAAACUUUCCUUGUAUUUUCAUAGAGUUGGCAGAGGAGUAUCCCUUGGUUCUACAUCCCUUCUGAGUAUCUUUCAGGCCAUCAUCAUCAGCCCUCAUAAUUCCAGGUGUGCACAGUUCAAGCUCAGAACCCCAAGGAUCAUUGGUCCUUCCCUGGGCCUGUGCUGGGCUCUCGAGCUGUUGUUAUAUAUUUUCAUUCCUGUAUAUACAACUGACAUAAAGGGUGGAAGAAAUGUUACUGGGAUACAAGAUUUUGGAUAUUGUAUUGUUAUAAAUUCUGAGAGACUAAUCAGCACACUUAUUGUAAUCCUAAUAGCAUCCAAUGAUAUCAUCUUUCUGGGACUGAUGAUGUGGGCCAGUGGCUACAUGGUGUUUAUCCUGCUCAAACACAAGCAGAGGGUCCAACAUAUCCACAGAUCCCAGUCUCCUAGGUCAUCCCCUGAGACCAGAGCCACCCAAAGCAUCCUCACCCUAGUGAGCAGCUUUGUGCUCUUCUAUGUAACCUCUAUUGCCUUUACAUCUUACCUGUUUGCCCUUGAAGGAACCACUAGGUGGCUGUUGAACAUUGGUGUGGCCAUGUCUGCAUGCUUUCCAGCACUCUGCCCCUUUCUGCUCAUCAGACACUAUGCUUCCUUAUUCAGGCUCUGCUGUCUCAGUUCUUACCAGACAACACACCGUACUUGUGUAGUCAGAGAACUCUAAAAACUGUGCUGUCUGCAUCCCUCUGUCCAUGUCUUCUACUCGGGUUCUAUUCUGUGAACACACUGUCAAUAUCAACCUUUGCAGAAGACACCAAUUGUCUACAAAGUUGCUUCCCAAUGCAGGUUGUCACAUAGUCUGGGACACAGGUAAACCAAGCUGUAUGAAACAAUCAGCACUCACUGUUUCAAUGAAGAAUAUCACAGUAGCAGGGAGAAUUAACCUGUGGGGUUUAUGUGGAGUGUAGUCCUUCAGGUGAGCUUCUCUGAGGAUGAGACUUUUUAAAUGGACAUUGUCACCUUCAGUACAAAAGUUAACCAUUGCAGAUUGCACCUGGACCAUCAAAUCAAGUGUUGGUGGCUGUCAGAAAGUAAGAACAAGUGAAGAGGUUGAAAAAGGUCAGAAUGGCUCAGGGAUGGUAAUGAAACCUGCCAGUGUUGGCUACAGAAGCGAAUGUAGAUUUAAGAGACAACAUGUUUCUUAAAUCUAAAGUAUAACUCCCAGAGCUGGAAAAAAAUGUUUAGAUAUACAUUUUUAAAAGUCAGAAUUAGAUAAACUUUCAAAUAAAAAUGUUUAUAGAUGAACUGUAGUAAUUGCAUACAAAAUAAUAAGUACUGAAGACAUUUACAUAUGUAAGCAUUAGGUUGAUAGUUUAAAUUAAGACAAAUGACAGAUGGGAGACUACAAGUGUAUUAGCAGGUAGCACGGAAUUUGUUGUUCCUGUUUUGUGGAGGAAGAAGUGGGAAGAUUAUGUAUUUGAGUUCAGCCUAGGUGGCAUAGUGGAACUCUGUCACAAAAACCAAAAAUACAAGAAAAGACAAAGUUGGAAAGUUCUGGAGUAUGAUCAGAGGUAAAUCUAGGCUAUAUAAUUUAAAGACAACAUUUAAGCAAACUGUGGUGCUAUAAAGUCUCUCUGGGAACAUAGGUAAAUGGGAGGGUUGAGCUGGAACAGAAACAGAGUGGGAAGUCAGG